AUGAGGCUGCUGAAAGUUGCAACCUGCAAUUUGAACCAAUGGGCUAUGGACUUUGAUUGCAAUAUCAACAACAUCAAGGAGUCCAUAGCCAAGGCUAAGGAGGCUGGGGCUGUGAUUCGGCUCGGGCCUGAGCUUGAGAUUACUGGGUAUGGCUGUGAAGACCAUUUUCUGGAGCUGGAUACUGUCACUCAUGCGUGGGAGUGUUUGAAGGAGCUGUUAGUGGGGGAUUGGACUGAUGGGAUGUUAUGUAGUUUCGGGAUGCCUGUGAUCAAAGGGUCGGAGCGUUACAAUUGUCAGAUUCUCUGUAUGAACAGAAAGAUUAUCAUGAUACGCCCCAAGAUGUGGCUUGCCAAUGAUGGGAAUUACAGGGAGCUUAGGUGGUUUACGGCGUGGAAACAGAAAGACCAACUUGUGGAGUUUCAGCUGCCGGGGGAUGUUUCCAAGGCUGUGUCACAGGAAUCGGUGCCUUUUGGUUAUGGAUACAUUCAGUUUCUGGACACAGCUGUUGCGGCUGAAAUUUGUGAAGAGCUUUUUACUCCCAGUCCUCCUCAUGCUGAACUUGCAUUGAAUGGGGUUGAAGUGUUUCUGAAUGCAAGCGGAAGUCAUCACCAACUAAGAAAGCUUGAUAUUCGUCUUCGUGCUUUUAUAGGUGCUACUCACACACGUGGAGGGGUGUACAUAUACAGCAACCACCAAGGGUGUGAUGGUGGUCGCCUUUACUAUGAUGGAUGUGCUUCUGUUGUUGUUAAUGGAGACCUUGUUGCUCAAGGCUCACAAUUUUCUUUGAAGGAUGUCGAGGUUGUGAUAGCCCAAAUUGAUUUAGAAGCGGUUGCUAGUCUAAGAGGAUCUAUAAGUAGCUUCCAAGAGCAAGCAAGCUGCAAAACCAGGGUUCCUUCAGUGAAGGCACCAUACAACCUUUGUCAGUCUUUUAAUCUGAAAAUGUGCCUUUCAAGUCCACUUAAGAUCAAGUAUCACUCUCCUGAAGAGGAAAUAGCCUUUGGUCCUGCUUGCUGGUUAUGGGACUAUUUAAGAAGAAGCGGAGCUUCUGGGUUUCUGCUGCCUCUUUCUGGUGGCGCAGAUAGCUCGUCCGUGGCUGCUAUAGUUGGCUGUAUGUGUCAGCUUGUGGUAAAAGACAUUGCGAAUGGGGAUCAACAAGUCAAAGCUGAUGCCAUACGAAUUGGACAGUACACUGAUGGGCAGUAUCCUACCGACAGCAGAGAAUUUGCAAAACGCAUAUUUUACUCUGUUUUUAUGGGAUCUGAAAACAGUUCCGAAGUGACAAAAUCACGGGCAAAGGUUCUAGCAGAUGAAAUCGGUGCAUGGCAUCUUAAUAUCAGUAUAGAUGGUGUUAUUUCUGCACUCCUGACGCUGUUUCAAACAGUAACAGGAAAAAGACCACGAUAUAAGAUAGAUGGAGGAUCUAAUGCUGAGAACUUAGGUCUGCAAAACAUUCAAGCUCGAAUCCGAAUGGUUCUGGCUUUUAUGUUUGCAUCACUUCUACCUUGGGUACAUAACAAACCUGGGUUUUAUCUUGUUCUGGGUAGCUCCAAUGUGGAUGAAGGAUUGCGAGGUUACCUCACUAAGUAUGACUGCAGCUCAGCAGAUAUAAAUCCAAUUGGAAGCAUUAGUAAGCAGGAUCUUCGGUCAUUUCUGCGAUGGGCUGCCACCCAUCUUGGUUACGCAUCCUUGGCAGAUAUUGAAGCAGCACCACCCACUGCUGAACUGGAGCCUAUACGUUCCAACUAUAGUCAGUUGGAUGAAGUGGACAUGGGAAUGACAUAUGAGGAACUCUCGGUCUAUGGAAGGCUACGAAAGAUUUUUCGCUGUGGUCCCAUGUCUAUGUUUAAGAACCUCUGCUAUAGAUGGGGUGCAAAAUUGACUCCACAAGAGGUCGCUGAAAAAGUAAAGCACUUCUUCAAGUACUACUCCAUUAAUCGACACAAAAUGACAACACUAACACCGUCCUAUCAUGCUGAGAGUUAUUCGCCAGAGGAUAAUAGGUUUGAUCUUCGCCAAUUUCUAUACAAUGUAAGAUGGCCUUACCAGUUCCGAAAGAUUGAUGAACUUGUAAAAGAGUUAGAUGGUGACAGAGUUCAUUUGGGAGAAUCAAGUGACUUGGGAGAUGCUUCACAUGGUGGAGGAAUGGGAGUCGUGGCAGCAGGCUCAGGCAAUCCAAAUGUUGGACACUAGUUUCUUAUUAAUCUAAAACCAAAGAUCUUAACACACAAUCUGUUUCUGUUUCUAUCUCACACAUUUUGAAGAUUAGUAUGAACAUUCAAGCUUGACAAUCUGUCAUUGUAUAAACGACGCUGUAUAUCUGUUUCAUUUUCUUAAAGGGUAAUAUAAUUGUCCAAAGGAUUUUUAUAGAA
Molecule: messenger RNA, 2369 nt
Organism: Fragaria vesca subsp. vesca
Lineage: Eukaryota; Viridiplantae; Streptophyta; Magnoliopsida; Rosales; Rosaceae
Product: glutamine-dependent NAD(+) synthetase-like
Exons: 13
Coding region: 1-2190 (729 amino acids)
Biological process (GO): NAD+ biosynthetic process
Cellular component (GO): cytoplasm
Molecular function (GO): ATP binding; glutaminase activity; NAD+ synthase (glutamine-hydrolyzing) activity
Source: RefSeq, a predicted model, not a curated record